Messenger RNA from Candidula unifasciata, 2090 nucleotides. The record is from the annotation of a GenBank genome assembly. NCBI's taxonomy places the organism in Eukaryota, Metazoa, Mollusca, Gastropoda, Stylommatophora, Geomitridae.
AUGGCAAUGGAAAAGCAAUACGUCGUACGGGACACCCAUACGCGAUCUAUUACUGCUGUGGGAUAUAAUCCAGUACGGCGGGAGAUACUUUUAGGUUUCGAAGAUGGUGUCAUCAAAUCUUGGGAAGCAGAAAGUGGCAGGUUGAUUCAGACAUUUUAUGAGCACAAGGGCUGGGUCACAGACUUCAUCUUUUGGACUGAUGCAAAAGUGAUGUUUUCUUCAGCAAAUGAUGCUCAAAUUGUUGCCUGGAGUUCAGGAAGUGUAGCGGAUACUAUAAAUGUUGUACUACCAGUAUACUGUAUGGCAAUACAUCUUCGUCGACAACAGCUGAUGUGUGGGUCUAAUGGUGGUGUCAGAGUUUACGCUCUUGACAAAGAAAAGGAGUGUGGCCAUUACAUCAAAAGCUGUAUUCUGCAAUUUUCCAGAGAGCACACUGAUAUUGUGAGAUGUAUCUUGUGUCAUGAAUCAAGGGUAUAUACAGCUGGGUACGAUCAGCGUCUUGUGAUUUAUGAAUCCUCAUCUUACUCCAGAAAUCACAGUCUGACUACAGUAUUCAAAAAUGUUAUUCAUGACGCAGGAAUUGCAUGUAUGGUGUUAGCUAAGCACAAUGAAAACAACAUUUGGCUUUUAACUGGGUCGUUUGACAAAACUUUGAAGAUUUGGUCCCUUGACGGGAAACUGAUUCACAAAUUGGAUGUUUUCCUGGAUACUGUCAGUGGAAUUAGCUAUAUUCCCAGAAUUCGAACAGUUUGGGCAGCUGCUGGAACAUAUUAUGCUUACAUGUUUGAUCCAAAGUCAGGUGACAAUGUGUCAGAUUUUAUUGGAACAUUUUCUGAACAAGAAGAAGAAAAGUAUCAUCUUCAAAUCAUAAAGUUUUUCCCUGAAAUUAACCAAGUUAUUGCCUCCAGCAACCGCAGCCAUCUGUUAGUGUGGAAAUACAACCCAUCUGGCUGUGUGACAACACUUCACUGCAAAUCACAAGUGGAGAGCUUAUGCUACACAUCAAAAAUACCAGUUCUCAUCUUCAGUGGGGACCAAGAUGGGGCCAUUGUAAAGUGGGAAAGAAUGCAGUCCAAUCAUUUCAUGUACAGCAAGGAAACAUUCACACCUACGGACUUGAAAAUGAAAAAGAAAAUACAUGUAGGAAGUAAAGCUCGCCAACUGUUGUUGGAACAACAGCAAAUCCUCCAAGAAUUGAAACAUCAAAAGGCACAGCCUGGAGGAAAUGCCAAGACAGCAAAAAGCCAUUAUUCCUUCAGCAAAUCUGCAACGGUUCCGAACUCCUCUCAUCUGCACCCCAACACAGCCAUUUUGAAGAUGAUAUUCGUUGAGAGCAUGGAUCUUUUGCUGGCAGCAUCAGAAGAUAACAAUAUUUACGUCUGGGGAUUUGAUGAUACUGCAGUUGAGGUCCUGCAGAAUAUGAACCCUCAAGAGGAUGAUCUCCUGACUGAGAAAUAUGCUGUGCUGUUAGAUCCAGAUUCAGGAUUACUGCAUAAGCAAAAAAAACUGACAGAUACAGAUUCUGUAACCAACAGAGUUGCAGGCUUCAUUCUAAAGUACGUACUCUCCGAGCAUCUCAGCUGUGUAACAAGCCUAGUUUUAGUAAGCCGUGACCAUGGUGUGGAUGGAACUUUUGUUUUAAGUGCUGGCUGGGAUAGGAGAGUAUGUCUCUGGGAUCUGGAGGCUGGACAACUGAAAGAUACUUGCAAGAUUGAUCCUAAUUCAAGCACUUUUGUAAAUGAACUCGCCUCAGAUGAAAUUAUAACAGAUAUGGACUUUAGUCCUGAAAAUAUGGAAUUUGCCUACUCCUGCGCUGACAAGAUGGUAUAUAUCCGCAAGUUUUCAACCACUGGCUCCAAAAUGACACUGGCCAAUACACUGCAAGGUCAUGAGGCUGAAGUCACUUGUGUACGAUGGAACCACAUCUGUCAUAAGUGGGUAACUGGGUCAGAUGAUGGUACUAUCAGAAUUUGGUCCAGUCAUGGAAUGAAUGAAUGUGAACAGAUCCUCUCAACUCAAGGUGGAGUGACCUGUCUCUGUAUUGAUAAAAAUCAUGGGAGCAUUGUUGCAGGUGUUCAACAUCAAAUCAA